This is a messenger RNA of Spodoptera litura, 1154 nucleotides long. RefSeq names its product nitric oxide synthase-interacting protein homolog. Gene Ontology annotation, molecular function: ubiquitin protein ligase activity. The record is from RefSeq and is a predicted model, not a curated record. Gene Ontology annotation, cellular component: nucleus. Lineage: Eukaryota; Metazoa; Arthropoda; Insecta; Lepidoptera; Noctuidae.
CUGUGUGUAUUGUACUCAUAGAACUAUUGUCGUUUUGCCAUAGAAGAAAAAAAAAACUAUUGUCGUUGGCAAUAUUUGACUGUCAUACUUUUUUCAGUCUUCACAUACUUGUCAUUGUAUUGUUGUCAAUUCAAUUCAUGGACUCAAUUCGGGAUUGUGUGUGGUGUUUUUAAUUUACGCUGUUUACUUUUGUACUAAUAAUUAAUAAUGACGAGACACGCAAGAAACUGUACGGCGGGUGCCGUAUACACGUACCACGAAAAGAAGAAAGACGCUGCAGCUUCUGGAUACGGAACACAAAGUGAGAGAUUGGGGAAAGAUUCUAUCAAGAAUUUUGAUUGUUGCAGCUUGACCCUACAACCUUGUAGAAAUCCAGUGAUUACAAAAGAAGGAUACUUGUUUGAUAAAGAAGCAAUCUUAAAAUACUUAGUCGCGAAAAAGAAUGAAUAUUCACGGAAAUUGAGUAAGUACGAGAAACAGUUGAAAAAGGAGGAAGCAGAAAAGGCGGAAUUGGCGGCGGCUGAGAAAGAGUCAAAUUUGAUCAAAUUCAUGAACAGGGAGAAGAAUAUCUCGAGUAACAAUCAACAGGCGGAAGCUUCGACUUCAUCAUCAUCAGUGUCAAAUCUCUCAAAUGGGAAAGCAAAGAAACUUCCAAGCUUUUGGUUGCCCUCUGAGCUACCAGAUGCUAAAAUCACAAAGAUUGAAAAACCUGACUCCACAGUUUAUUGCCCAAUAAGUGGGAAACCAUUAAAAAUGAAGGACCUAAUUGAUGUGAAAUGGACUUUAGUUAAUGAUCCAGAUGACAAGAAGUCACUAAUUGCUAAGGAGAAUAGAUACAUGUGUCCUGUUACUCAUGAUAUUCUCAGUAAUGCUGUCCCAUGUGCUAUUAUCAGAACUACUGGUGAUGUGGUCACCAUGGAAUGUGUUGAGAAGAUCAUCAAGAAGGAUUGGCUGCACCCACUUACUGGUGACAAGUUGAAGGAGAAGGACAUCAUCCCUCUUCAAAGAGGGGGUACAGGAUAUGCCCUCACUAAUCAAAAACUGGAGGGAAAGAAUGAGAGACCAGUUCUACAAGCUUAGGAUAGUUUAUUUUUAUUUUUACAACAUAAGUUAUGUUAUAAAAUAGUUUAUAAAAAAUAAUUAUAUAUCUUUGA